Molecule: messenger RNA, 1231 nt
Organism: Acanthochromis polyacanthus (spiny chromis)
Lineage: Eukaryota; Metazoa; Chordata; Actinopteri; Pomacentridae
Gene: eif2b1
Product: eukaryotic translation initiation factor 2B, subunit 1 alpha
Exons: 9
Coding region: 290-1198 (302 amino acids)
Biological process (GO): translational initiation
Cellular component (GO): eukaryotic translation initiation factor 2B complex
Molecular function (GO): translation initiation factor activity; guanyl-nucleotide exchange factor activity
Source: RefSeq, a predicted model, not a curated record
CACUGUGCGACACGUCAACACGCACUUCUGUGCAGGAUGAGCUAACACUGUGUAACUCAGCAGUUAGUGACAACCAAACUUUUCAGAUUGAAUUUAGAGUCUUUACCUGCUAUUUUCUGAGAAGUGCGACUGCUGUUGUUAAUUGUAAAGUUUUAUUUCAAGUCUUGUGAGUGUUGGGACUGAGACGGACCUGGCGGCUCUGGCAUGUGUCUGAAACUGUGGACUCAUUAAAUCCCGUAGAAUUCACCUGUGGUUUAUUUUCACAUUACAGACGGAGGCUCCUUUCAGAAUGAAUGAAGAAGAGCUGGUAGAGUAUUUCAGGGAUCAGAUGAGGAAAGACCCGGACAUGGCCUCUGCUGUGGCUGCGAUCCGCACUCUGCUGGAGUUCCUCAAGAGAGACAAAGGAGAGACCCUCCUGGGCCUGAGAGAGAGUCUGACAUCAGCCACUACCUGUCUGACAGGAGUGGACUCCUCUGUGGCUGUCUCUUCAGGAGGGGAGCUCUUUUUGCGCUUCAUUAGCCUCACAUCACUGGAGCAUCAGGAUCUGUCUCGCUGUAAGAAGGUGAUGGAGGAGAGAGGAGAACUGUUUCUGGAGAAGAUUUCCAUGUCCAGAGCAAAGGUUGCGAAGCUGUGUCACACCUUCAUCAAAGACGGCGCUAAAAUCCUGACCCACUCGUAUUCCAGAGUCGUCCUCAGAGUUCUGGAAAAAGCUGCCGGCGAGAAGAAGCGCUUCUCUGUCUAUGUGACUGAAUCGCAGCCUGAUGCAGCUGGGCGGCAGAUGGCAGAAGCUCUGAGGGAACUCAAAGUUCCAGUAACAGUCGUCCUGGAUGCAGCUGUGGGGUAUGUCCUGGAGAAAGUGGAUCUAGUUAUUGUUGGUGCAGAGGGAGUUGUGGAGAGUGGAGGGAUCAUCAAUAAGAUCGGCACUUAUCAGAUGGCGCUGUGCUCCAAAGCUCACAACAAGCCCUUCUAUGUUGUGGCAGAGAGUUUCAAAUUCGUACGUCUGUAUCCACUCAACCAACAAGACGUGCCAGAUAAAUUUAAGUACAAAGCAGACACCCUGAAGACUGUAGAGAACUUUUCAGAGGAGCAUCCAGUGAUCGAUUACACCCCUCCCUCCCUCAUCACCCUCCUCUUCACCGACCUGGGAGUCCUCACUCCGUCUGCCGUCAGUGAUGAACUCAUCAAACUUUAUUUAUAACCAUCCUCCAAUAAAAGCCCUUUUCAAAAGGUA